This is a messenger RNA of Brassica oleracea var. oleracea, 1769 nucleotides long. Its product is annotated as galactose oxidase-like. Lineage: Eukaryota; Viridiplantae; Streptophyta; Magnoliopsida; Brassicales; Brassicaceae. The record is from RefSeq and is a predicted model, not a curated record. Bases 1 to 1665 code for a protein of 554 amino acids. The transcript has a single exon.
AUGGCAGCAGAAGCCAAACCUCAAAUCGUCACCCACGUCAACAAACUCAAUUACUUCUCUAUCCUCCUCCUCCUCUCCUUCAACGUAGCAUCCGGCGCCGGAGGAACAUGGAAGCUUCUCUUAAACGAGGUCGGAAUCUCAGCAAUGCACUCACAACUCCUCAUCAACGACCGGGUCAUAAUGUACGAUCGUUCCAACUUCGGUCCUUCAAAAAUCUCUCUCCCUAGCGGAGCCUGCCGCGACAGCCCAAACGACGUCGUUUCCAAACGUGACUGCUCGGCGCACUCCAUCGAAUACGACGUCGCUUUUAACAGCAUCCGUCCUUUAAUCAUUGAAUCAAACACAUGGUGCUCCUCAGGAGGAGUCACUCGAGAGGGAGCUCUCCUCCAGACGGGAGGAGACAAAGAAGGGGAACGUAAAGCUAGAAUGUUCUAUCCUUGCGACGACGAGUCAUGUGAUUGGACAGAAGUUGAUAACGCACUUAACGUAAGAAGAUGGUACGCUACGAAUCAUGUUCUUCCAGAUGGUCGUCAGAUCAUAGUAGGAGGUCGAAACCAGUUCAACUUCGAGUUCUUCCCUAAGACAAAAGCUCCAAGUCUCUACAAGUUACCGUUCUUGUCCGAAACCUACGAUGUGGGACAAGAAAACAAUCUCUACCCUUUCAUUUUCCUCAACAGCGACGGAAACUUAUUCAUAUUCGCUAACAACAAAGCCAUUUUGCUAGACUAUAAUAAGAACACUGUCGUGAAAACGUAUCCGAAGAUCCCUGGAGGCGAUCCGAGAAGCUAUCCGAGCACUGGUUCAGCUGUUCUUCUCCCCAUCAAGAACCUUGAAGCUGAGGUUGUCGAGAUGGAAGUUCUGGUGUGCGGCGGUGCACCGAAAAGAUCAUACCUCCUCGCUUUAUAUAAAAACACUUUUGUCAAAGCUCUUGACACGUGUGCAAGAAUCAAGAUCAAUGAUGAUAAACCUCAAUGGGUUCUCGAGAAGAUGCCUAGGUCGAGAGUAAUGGGAGAUAUGAUCCUUUUACCUAACGGACAUGUUCUGUUAAUUAACGGUGGCUCAUCAGGCUCUGCUGGUUGGGAGCUAGGUCGUGAACCGGUUUUGAACCCUGACCUUUAUCAUCCCAAUAAACCGGUCGGUUCGAGAUUCCAAGUUCAGAAUCCUAGUACUAUACCAAGAAUGUACCAUUCAACCGCCGGUUUACUCCGUGACGGUAGAGUUCUUGUCGGAGGAAGCAACCCACAUCAGUUUUAUAAUUUCACCGACGUUCUUUUCCCGACGGAGCUUAGGCUAGAAGCUUUCUCUCCGUCGUAUUUGGAAUCUCAGUAUUGGAGUAUACGUCCGAGGAUUAUUAGUCUUUUAUCACACUCUACCGUUAACUACGGUGGAAUCUUGAGGCUGAGGUUUAUGGUGUUCGGUAUAGGAGGAGUGCGAAGUCCGGUUAAGGUGACGAUGGUGUUUCCUUCGUUUACUUCUCAUUCCUUCUCGAUGAGUCAGAGACUUUUGGUUCUUGAUCAUGUUGAGUUAGUGAGGAUAGGAGUGUGGACUUAUGAGGUUAGGGUUAAGGCACCAAGAUAUAAGAACAUUGCACCACCUGGUUAUUACAUGGCUUUUGUUGUGAACCAAGAUAUACCGAGUGAAGGUAUUUGGGUAAGGUUGCAGUGAAUGUGUUUGUCAAUGUUAUUAUAGUUUGUUCUACGUGUGUGUGGUAAUUUUUAUUUUAAAAAAAUCUGUUGAAUACUUUUUGAUUUGAGUGAUCAAAAUUUAUU